AUGCAUGACAGUGCCGUCGAUGACGACGGCGAAGAUGAUAAUGAAUGGGGUCAUCACGAAGACCAAGCCGCGGAUGCGGCGCAAAGAGAUGAUGAUGAAUAUGAUGAGGGUGAUGAGGCGCCUUCCCUCCGACGGCCGCGGACUGUGAAAAAGAAAGGCAAGACGCCGCCCCCGCUUCCCCUGCGCCACACGAGGGGCAGCGAGGUGACCAGGCCGGUGAAGCACGACACCUGGGACAACGAGACUGAGGUGGAGAGCGACUUUGAUCAGGACGACGAGGAGGCGCAGGAAUUUUUUGAGGUGGAGGAAGAGAGGGAACCUCCACCGCCACAUAGAAAAAAGAGGACCGGCAAACCUGUCCGGGCACAGCGGCAAAGGACGCGACGAUGA
Trypanosoma rangeli is the source of this 390-nucleotide messenger RNA. RefSeq names its product putative molybdenum cofactor biosynthesis protein. Bases 1 to 390 code for a protein of 129 amino acids. The transcript has a single exon. NCBI's taxonomy places the organism in Eukaryota, Euglenozoa, Kinetoplastea, Trypanosomatida, Trypanosomatidae. The record is from RefSeq and is a predicted model, not a curated record.